Aspergillus sclerotioniger CBS 115572 is the source of this 1201-nucleotide messenger RNA. Its product is annotated as SMP-30/gluconolactonase/LRE family protein. Gene Ontology annotation, molecular function: gluconolactonase activity; calcium ion binding. The record is from RefSeq and is a predicted model, not a curated record. Gene Ontology annotation, biological process: L-ascorbic acid biosynthetic process. The transcript has 4 exons. The coding region runs from base 90 to 1025 and encodes 311 amino acids. NCBI's taxonomy places the organism in Eukaryota, Fungi, Ascomycota, Eurotiomycetes, Eurotiales, Aspergillaceae.
UAUUCCUCAAAUAGACUAGGAUUCCUCGAUCCAGCUCUGACCGCGGGUGCUCCCGAUCAGAUCCCGAACCUGAACCGCCUGUCAUCGGAAUGUCUGGAUUCCCUUUCCAGAAAUGGACGGUCUCUAAGCCGUAUGUCGAUGUACCGGGAACCUUAUUGGAAGGACCGUUUCACGACAAGGACAAGAACGAGUUCCGCUUCGUCGAUAUCUGGCAGCAGAAACUAUACGCUCUGGAUCUUGCCCAAGGUCCGGACUCCCUGAAAACCCUAGACACUCAUGCGUCAAUCGGGGUGACCGCCAAUAUUGCGAAUGCUGGGGAUUCCCGCAAGGAUCAGAUCGUCGUAGCCGCAAAACAUGGAUUCGCCCUGGUCGACCGCAACACGGGCGCGCUGUCCUAUAUCCGGAAGGCAUGGGACGACCCGGCCAAGGAUCAUAGGAUGCGUUUCAACGAUGGGGCAGUCGACAGCCACGGACGGUUUUGGGCUGGGGCCAUGAACGAUCCCAAGGUGCAAGCCCCAAGCGAUGAAGGCGUACUGUUCAGGCUAGAUCCAGAUCUGAAACUGCACCGCAUGGUUGAACAAGUGACGAUUCCCAACGGGAUUGGCUGGAACCCUGCGGAUGACACUAUGUACCUGACCGACUCUCCCACCGGGAAGAUUUACGCCUUUGACUUUGAUGCAAAGACCGGGGACAUUAGCAACCGAAGAGUCUUCUUCGACAUCGGGGAACCCAAAGAGCCCGAUGGUUUUGCUAUCGACGAGGAAGGCUGUAUAUGGAGUGCCAUUUACGGUGGUGGAAGAGUGAUCCGUAUCUCGCCGGAAGGAAAGAUCAUUGGUGAAAUCACGUUUCCCACCCGAAACAUCACCUGCCCAACUUUCGUGGGAACGGAACUCUUCAUCACGACUGCCAAGGAUGAUGUCAACGAUGACCAGUUCCCGGACUCGAUCCGGUACGGAGGACGACUCUAUAGAGUCGACGUCGGCAUCAGGGGCAAGCCCAAGAAUGAGUUUCGAUUUCAAGACUGACCGCAAUGGUCAGCACAGUAGUCUAGUGGAAGUAGUCGACUAGCUUAAAGAUAAGGGAUUUCGACCGCUGGUCGAUCACCAGCAAUGGGAGACCACUCGGGGCUUCUGGUGGAGUGCCGUUCGCCUUGUAUACCCAUCUUGAAAGAUCAACGUAGCCAUGAAUUUGAGGACUAAAC